AUGCCUGGAGUUCCCUCGAGUCGAGGCUGCGAAGCCUGUCGCAAACAGAAGAAAAAGGUUGGGCUGUACCACCCCCCUCUCUGCUCGUCUCGCUCACUGCAAAGCAACGGCCAGCAGCGUUACAAAUUCAAAGAGCAGAUGGUCAUCCGGGGUACGCCAAUUCGCUCCCAAGGGUCACUGUCCCCUAGUAAAGUUCCACAUUCACCCAGCAGCGAAGGGACGGCCACGGCUAGUGCGCUCGUCACGAUCCUGGAUAUCACAGAUGUAAGGUAUGAGCUUACUUACUACGGGGAGUUCUUGAAGGAUAUACCCCGACGGUUGGGCACGAACGACGUCCUGGAUGCGUCGGUUACAGCCCUCACUUAUGCAUAUCCAUCGCUGCGUACCAGCCAACCAUCUCCCGAGGCGCUGAAUAAAUACGUGAAUGCCUUGAAGACUCUUCGACUCGGCCUGCAGGAUCCGGUAAAGAUGCGGACGAUGGAGGCCCUUUGCGGGAUCUACCUGAUUGUGGUUUGCCAGAGCUGGCUCUGUAGAAAUGACGAUAAAUGUGUCAACCACGGGGAACCAAUGGCCCAGUUAUUACAUAUGGCAGUAAUGCAAAACUGGCAGGGCAGCUUCACAAACGAAAUGCUGCUGACAUUCUCGAUAAUUGCGAUUUUCGAGAGCACUUUCAACCCGAAUAUCCAAUUGGAACCAUGGCUCGGGAAACUAGCCGAAAGAAUAUUUUCCACCCGACCUCAAAGGAUGCAUCCAUAUCCGAGCCUUCAUCUGCAGAACUUUGCGAAUAUAUCGACGUAUGUCCGCGAACCGGAAUUUCACGUCUUUGAAAUCGAGUCUGCCUACAAAACGAUGCUUGUAGACCUGCCAAAGCUGCGUCGUCUUGUCGACAAAACCACCGGUGAAAUAGCAGCCGCCGAAGCCGUGGGUUCCUCGCCAAUAACUCUCCUAAGAUUGCUUACUCGCUAUCAGGCUAUGUAUGGCAUGUUAUUGGCAUUUGCAAUCAUAUUGAAUCGCAUGCUUCGCGAAUUUGACCCCGAUGACGUGGUCAUACUUCAAAAUUCGGGAUGUCUUUUCGACCAGCUCAUGAGCCUUGCACACGAGGCAUGUCGACACAGACCUAUCGGAGCGAGCUAUAUGCCACUCUGUCUGGUGGCCGCCUGGGCGGCAUCAACGGACGCAUCCCAGCGCGUUCAAGCAGAGGCAAUGAUCGCAGACUACCAGAGUGACUUUAAAGAAGUGAGGUGGUUGGAAAUGGCAGUCUGGUUGGCCCGGAAACUUGAUACCUUGCGACUGAAGUUGGCGCCGCUGGGAUUUGUUGGGAAUUACUUCAGUGACCUCGUCAUCAUUACCACCUUCCCACUCCCAACACCGCCCUCCUCACUCACCUCUUUAGUCCACAUUGCUCUCCAAGACCAACAAACCCCAGAUCUCCGUCUAUCGCGGCAUGCUCAACCUCAGCUCCAAAGUUGGCUCUGCACUCACGCAUACGUGUUCAUCGACCAUACUGGCGAUACACGGCAGUUCUCCUGA
This is a messenger RNA of Aspergillus tanneri, 1530 nucleotides long. RefSeq lists its product as uncharacterized. NCBI's taxonomy places the organism in Eukaryota, Fungi, Ascomycota, Eurotiomycetes, Eurotiales, Aspergillaceae. The record is from RefSeq and is a predicted model, not a curated record. The coding region runs from base 1 to 1530 and encodes 509 amino acids. The transcript has 5 exons.